GUUACCAGAGUGGUCUUACUGUGGGUAAACAAUCAUUUUAAUGACUUUGAAGGAGAUCCUGCUAUGACACGAUUCCUGGAAGAAUUUGAAAAGAACUUGGAAGAUACGAAAAUGAAAGGACACCUCAGAUUGUUGAAUAUUGCCUGUGCUGCCAAAGCAAAAUGGAGACAAAUUACCCUGCAAAAACCUUCUAGAGAUUCACCACUCUUUUUCAGUCUCCUUGGAGGAAGCGACAAGGGAUUCGGUAUUUUUGUAGAGACUGUGGAAAUGGGCAGUAAAGCAGCAGAAGCUGGACUCAAGCGUGGUGAUCAGAUAAUGGAAGUAAAUGGACAGAAUUUUGAGAACAUUACCUUUGUAAAAGCUCUGGAAAUCUUAAGGAACAACACUCAUCUCUCCAUUACUGUAAAAACAAACAUUUUUGUGUUUAAGGAGCUGCUCUGCAGGAUAGGACAGGAGAAGAAUGGAAUUCCACAUAUUCCAAAAAUUGCAGAAAAGAAAAACAACCGUUAUUCCAUCCCUGAUAUGCCUGGAGAUGUGGAACAGAUGUUUCCCCGCGAAAAAGGAAACAAGAAAAUGAAAGCAAACACUGUAUCUGGUGGGAGAAACAGAAUCAGGAAAAUUUUAGACAAGACCCGAUUCAGCAUCUUGCCUCCAAAGCUGUUCAGCGAUGGUAGCGUGAGCCAGUCGCAGGACGACAGCAUUGUGGGGACGCGGCAGUGCAGGCACAGCCUGGCCAUCAUGCCCAUUCCGGGAACGCUCUCGUCCAGUAGCCCUGACCUGUUGCAGCCUACAACGAGCAUUCUGGAUUUCUCUAAUCCCUCAGCUGUUGGGUUUUACUAUAUUCCGGAUCAAGUAAUAAGAGUUUUCAAAGCAGAUCAGCAGAGUUGUUACAUUAUCAUCAGCAAAGACACUACAGCAAAAGAGGUUGUGAGUCACGCCGUCCACGAGUUCAACUUGACGGGAGCCCCGGAGACCUACUCGCUCUGCGAAGUGUCCGUCAGCCCCGAGGGAGUCAUCAAGCAACGGAGACUCCCAGAUCAGUUCUCAAAAUUGGCCGACAGGAUUCAACUCAAUGGACGGUAUUACCUAAAAAACAAUAUGGAGACAGAGACCUUAUGCUCAGAUGAGGAUGCUCAAGAGCUACUGAGAGAAAGCCAAAUUUCCCUCCUACAGCUGAGCACCAUUGAGGUCGCCACUCAGCUUUCCAUGAGAGACUUUGAAUUAUUUCGCAAUAUUGAGCCUACAGAAUACAUCGAUGACCUUUAUAAGCUGGACUCCAAAACAGGAAACGCUCACCUGAAACAGUUUGAGGAUGUCAUAAACCAAGAGACGUUCUGGGUUGCCAUGGAGAUUUUAGCAGAGCCCAACCAACUCAAAAGGAUGAAGAUUAUUAAGCAUUUCAUUAAAAUUGCCCUCCACUGUCGAGAAUGCAAGAACUUCAAUUCCAUGUUCGCGGUUAUAAGUGGGUUAAAUCUAGCACCAGUAGCACGGCUCAGAGGCACUUGGGAAAAGCUACCGAGCAAGUACGAAAAGCACCUCAGAGACCUUCAAGAUCUUUUUGAUCCAUCUCGAAACAUGGCAAAAUACCGCAACAUCCUUAGCAGCCAGAGCAUGCAGCCUCCAAUUAUUCCACUUUUUCCUGUUGUCAAGAAGGAUAUCACGUUUCUGCACGAAGGAAAUGAUUCUAAGGUGGAUGGCCUGGUAAAUUUUGAGAAACUCAGAAUGAUUGCCAAAGAAAUUCGCCAAGUUGUCCGAAUGACCUCAGCAAACAUGGAUCCGGCUGUAAUGUUCAGACAAAG
Molecule: messenger RNA, 1799 nt
Organism: Pelecanus crispus (Dalmatian pelican)
Lineage: Eukaryota; Metazoa; Chordata; Aves; Pelecaniformes; Pelecanidae
Source: RefSeq, a predicted model, not a curated record